Arachis stenosperma is the source of this 977-nucleotide messenger RNA. RefSeq names its product protein VACUOLELESS GAMETOPHYTES-like. The transcript is spliced from 2 exons. The record is from RefSeq and is a predicted model, not a curated record. Bases 51 to 791 code for a protein of 246 amino acids. NCBI's taxonomy places the organism in Eukaryota, Viridiplantae, Streptophyta, Magnoliopsida, Fabales, Fabaceae.
CUCAAAAGAACCUACCUUACUCAAUUAUUCAUCUUUUUUAGAAUUUAAUUAUGGAUCAUCCCAAUCAUUCACACCCUUUACACUUGAACCCUCCUGGAGCUCCAUACAAGUGCAAUGGUUGUAAAGAACUAGGGUUUGGACCAAGUUAUGGUUGUGAAAUUUGCAACUACAUCCUUCACGAAGAGUGCGCGAACGUCGAUCGCCUCGCCUUCCAUCGAUUUUUCCCGAAAAGCCACUUCGAGUUCUUCGAGAAGGCACCCGGAUACCGAACUAGGUAUUGUGAUGCUUGUGGAAAAGAUGUGCUAGGGUUUGUGUACCAUUGUUCCCAAACAGGAUUUGAUUUGCACCCAUGUUGUUUGAAGCUGAAAGAUAGUGUUUGCGACAAAGAUGGAUGUGUGACAUUGAAAUUGUCUCAAAAGGUUCCUAGGAAGUGCCUAAAAUGUAAGAGUAGGAAUGUUGUGAACAAAGUUAAGGGUUGGUCUUAUGUGUCUUGUAAUGAGGAUAAUAAUUCUUGUUACCAUGUUUCUUGUGUUAAGGAAUUGAUUCUUGAGAAUUGGAAGAGAGGCUAUUUUUCAACUCAAGAACAAAACAAUUAUUCAGUAAUUCAUCAUGAGAUGAUUGAAUAUGAAUCUCGUCAACUUGCUUUAACAAGGUCAUCAAGGAGAUUGGGGACAAUCAAGAAGUAUACAAAGAUAGCAGUUGUGAUCUUCAAGCUAAUAUUUUCAGCCAUUUUUGGAAACCCUAUUUCUGCCAUUGCUACUCUUGUUGAAGCCCUAGUUCAAGAUUAUUGAUGAAGAUUUUUAGCUUUUUUUCCCUCUUAAUUUUUUGUUUAUAUGCUUUUGGUUAGUUUUGGGAUGAAUAAUAAAGCUUUUCCGAGUGUGAUGAGUUUGGUGGUAGGUGGAAUGCAUACGUAUGUAUGUGAUAUAUAUAAUUAUUAAUUAAAAAAUGUAUGUGUAUAUAAAUAUAUGUAAAUAAAG